ACCCAUGGUCUCGAUUUCCUGUACAUAUUAACUUUUUUGGAUUUCUCAGAUGAUGACUGAAAAUGUCUCUGUGCUUAUUUCUCAACAAAUCUCAAUUUGCGUUUUGUAGAAAUUCAUCUUUUUAAUUACCUCUUUCUCAAUUGUAUUUAGUUGGCAAUAAUUCAGAAUAGCAAUUGUAUUUGAAGGUGGGCUCUAAUUUGAUUGUUUAGAGCCUCGGCUCUAUACAUACCGCACCCUGCUCCAAACAUAGAUUUCUGACUAUCGAGAUUUUCUUGAAUCACAUGAUAUUGUUGUUCGUUACCCUGGGGUUGAUUAUAUCAUGAUCAUCUGAUAAUGCUACUCCAGCCACAACAGAAUGUUUGGUUGAAGCCAAGUGGACAGAUUCACUUUGUGCUUCUUAUAAGUCGACAAGGCAAGGUUAGGCUGACAAAAUGGUAUUCUCCUUAUUCCCAGAAGGAAAGAACCAAGGUGAUUCGAGAGCUCAGCGGCGUGAUUCUUACACGUGGCCCCAAGCUCUGUAAUUUUGUUGAGUGGAGGGGAUUAAAGGUUGUAUAUAAGAGAUAUGCGAGUCUUUACUUCUGCAUGUGCAUAGAUGCUGAUGACAAUGAACUGGAGAUUCUCGAAAUAAUUCACCAUUUUGUUGAAAUACUCGACCGUUACUUCGGCAGUGUUUGUGAAUUGGACCUAAUCUUCAAUUUUCACAAGGCAUUCUACAUUCUGGAUGAGACUUUAAUUGCUGGUGAACUCCAGGAGUCUAGCAAGAAAACAGUUGCACGGUUAAUAGCUGCACAGGAUUUAUUGGUGGAGAAUGCCAAAGAGCAAGCCAGUUCUAUUACCAAUAUGAUUGCACAGGCGACAAAAUAGAGAUAUUGUGCUACAAUAAUCUCUCUUUCUCUCUCUCUCUCACACACACACACACAUUCAUGUGACAAAAUAGAGACUGUAUGCCAUACUAUUUUGCAUCUUUCCAGAUAUUGUUCGUGUUCUUGCUAUCUUCCCAGAUAUUGGUUGCUCAUCAUUUGUAUUUGUAUAUCUAACUUUCAUGAAUCAAUGGAAUACCACGUGUUCUGAUUUCC
Amborella trichopoda is the source of this 1076-nucleotide messenger RNA. Its product is annotated as AP-1 complex subunit sigma-1. Lineage: Eukaryota; Viridiplantae; Streptophyta; Magnoliopsida; Amborellales; Amborellaceae. The record is from RefSeq and is a predicted model, not a curated record. Gene Ontology annotation, cellular component: membrane coat; AP-1 adaptor complex. Gene Ontology annotation, molecular function: clathrin-cargo adaptor activity. Gene Ontology annotation, biological process: vesicle-mediated transport; intracellular protein transport.